CUCAGACCUCUGCCUCUUCGCCUCUCGACCAGACGGCAGUCGCCGCCAAGCUCAGCCUCUCACUCGCAGACCUCGUUGCCUCCGGUCAGUAGGACAGCAGUCAGCAGGUCAACAGGAGACAAGAGUCCUCACUCCUCACUUCUUCAGUUCCUCUGUUCCUCAGCCUCUCAUACUCAGAAAUCCUGGCUCCGUCCCAGAGUCAAACUAUGUAAGCAUCAAACGAGAUGAAUCUGGAUUAUUCUAAUACUAAUGAGGAUUGAAAAAAAAAGGUUUUCUACAUCUUCCAACAACGACGUCAUUUGCCGCGUUGGAGUAUACUUUGUGUCUUCGUUGCUCAAUCGGAACAAAGCGAAAGUAAAGCGUUAAUUCCCGCCAUUGCUCUCUCUCUCUCUCUCUCUCUCUCUCAGUCUGUGAGCUUGAGAGAAUGGACAGUAAAGGGGGAAAUCCAGGGACAAGGCAGACGAAUCUGAAGAAGUCUUUCAAGCUUGGAGUGCGUUCCUUGCUCACAGCCUGCUCCAAGGAGGAAUUUUGCAAAGCUUUCUCAAAGUUCAGUCCAGCGGAGCAAGAGCGCCUCCACCGGUUAUUCAUUCAGGUUGUUUCAUCAUUGCACGAAAAUAUAGAGGAUGAGUUUGAGUCUUUAUGCCUGGAGACAGAGGCAGGAACUGUUCUUGAUACUGUGGAGCAUCUUGUAGAAGAGCAAAGCUUGGAUCCACUCUCUUCUGAGAAGCUGAACCUCUUUGAAUACAAGGGACAAAAAAAAGCAGAGAACAAAGAGCAGGAGACUAAUAUUGAAGAAACUGGCAAGUAUUUAUCAGAAACGAAGAAGAACGAGAUCAACUACUUGAUGGGCAUGCUGGAAAAGGCAGAAGAACAGAAGCGGCUUAUCAGUUCUCGCCUUGAAUUCCUAAAGAAAGAAAAACAAGAAUUCUCGGGCGCCACAGAUUUUGUGGACAAGUUAAGGACAGGGACUUUGAGCUACAGUACUGGAAAUAAUCCUUGAUGUGUCUAUGUAUGAUCAGUAAUGUUUGUAAAAAUCUAUUUGGCUCACCUUUUAACUUCAAGCAUACAGAGCAAACCUAGUCCAAACUGUUCUUUUUCUGUUUCCAUUGAGUGUUAUUAUAAUGAACUAAACAUCCACUUGGUUCUUUGCAGCUUGUCAACCAUAUUCACACCUAAUACUUACUCAAAUUUAUGAGCUUUGCUCCCCAAA
Messenger RNA from Ipomoea triloba (trilobed morning glory), 1210 nucleotides. RefSeq lists its product as uncharacterized. Gene Ontology annotation, biological process: chromosome segregation. Bases 425 to 1000 code for a protein of 191 amino acids. The transcript is spliced from 10 exons. Gene Ontology annotation, cellular component: MIS12/MIND type complex. The record is from RefSeq and is a predicted model, not a curated record. Lineage: Eukaryota; Viridiplantae; Streptophyta; Magnoliopsida; Solanales; Convolvulaceae.